CCAAACGACGUAUAAAUAGUGGUGAACACAAAACUAGACUCAGUGCUGUAUUGGUUGUAACGAAUAUAUUAUCUAAUUAUUAAGGAUGUGUGAAAAGUCUUUGAUAUUCGUGUUCGCUAUAAUUUGUUUAGCGACCGCAGCACCACCAUCAUUCAUAACAAAAUGUAAAAAGGAUGAUAAGAAAUGUGGAAAGGAAUCGGCACAAGUAGCUCUCCCAAUAUUCGCUAAAGGUCUAGCAGAAGAUAAUGUUGAACAACUGGACCCAGUUGUAUUCAAAAAGGUGGACGCGAGCACGCCCAAUCUGAAAUUCAUUCUUUCUGACGUUACUGUGACAGGAUUACAAAAUUGUAAAGUCAAGAAACUUGAACGUGAUGAUGCCAAGAUACAUAUUGAAUUUUUAUGCGAAGCUCAACUAGAUGGAAAAUAUGAUCUUAAGGGUAAAUUAGCGACUUUGCCUAUCGAAGGAAAUGGACCCAUGCACGUGGAUCUCAAGGAGACACAGAUCGACCUGAAUCUUUAUAUUGAAGACAAGAAAGGAGAUGAUGGAAAAAUUCACUGGCAUAUUACAAAAUGGGAUCAUUCGUUUGCUUUGAAAGCGAAAUCUUUUGUGAAAUUUGAUAACCUUUUCGAUGGAAAUGAAGUUUUAGCUCAAGCUGUAAGGGAGCUCAUAGCUUCUGACGGGAACGCUAUCAUUGGAGAAAUCGGAGCGCCAAUGAUCAAAACGGCCGUCGAGAGGGUCGUGAAGAACUGUGAACGAUUCUUCAAAGCCCACCCUGUUGAAGAGCUCAGUGUAGACUGAACCCUAUGAUAAUAUAAAUAACGUUGUUUUUAUUUGUACUAAUUUAGAACGAAUGUUUUGUUGUUUUUGAAAUAAAUUUUCGAAAUAUA
Molecule: messenger RNA, 888 nt
Organism: Manduca sexta (tobacco hornworm)
Lineage: Eukaryota; Metazoa; Arthropoda; Insecta; Lepidoptera; Sphingidae
Exons: 5
Coding region: 86-799 (237 amino acids)
Source: RefSeq, a predicted model, not a curated record